This is a messenger RNA of Ictalurus furcatus (blue catfish), 3228 nucleotides long. RefSeq lists its product as uncharacterized. The transcript has 6 exons. Lineage: Eukaryota; Metazoa; Chordata; Actinopteri; Siluriformes; Ictaluridae. Bases 690 to 1445 code for a protein of 251 amino acids. The record is from RefSeq and is a predicted model, not a curated record.
CCUGCCUGUACAUAAGCUCGGACAUGUGUAAACGUUACAUGAGCACUACUGACUAAGAACAAAAUGUCUGUGCCAUUACAACACUUUCAGCAGUGUGCCCUCGAGACAUUUACCCACAUCCUUGCUCAUUAGUACUUACACUUGCCCAGUGUUAAUGUUAUUUGUCGUCAGUUCUCGGAGGAAGUGUAGAGUCGUGUUUUUAACCAAGUGUAUUGAGUGUAAAAUGCCAGCGUGGGUAUAAUGACUGCUUAAAACAGUCAAUCUAAACGCUCCCCGGAACUGCUGCCCAUUUCCAGAAUGUGUGUGUGGGGGGGAGGCUUCUCUCUCCGACAGCCUCCGGUGGAACCGAGGCGAGCCUUCAGCUCAAGCAGCUAAUCAGGAGCCUCCAUUUUCGUGACAGCGCGGCUGUAGCAGCCAAUCAGGAUUCUCGUCACUUUGGCAACUCUGUUGAGGGAUGAGUCAUCUGGCGGCGCCGCUGAAAUAGACUUGUUGAGUCGCGCCUGUGCAUUUAGACUCUGGCUCUGGGAAAAGAGCGCAUUCAGGGGGGAAAAAAACAUGCACUAAGGCUCUCUGAGUGAAUCUCCAGCCAGCCAAUUAAUCUACGUUUCAUCGCCCGUUGCCAGGUACCAGCCACCUACGCUGUGGUCUGAUGUGCACUUUAUCACUGUGCAAAAGGACGAGUGUUUUUGAUGUCUACACACCGACUCCCUCUGUGGCCAUGUUUACACGCUCUAAUGGGCUAUGUUGUCUUCAUACUGACUUCCCUGCCAGAACUCAGCACAGGUCAGAACUGUUCUCACCCGAUUAUCCCUGAGCAUGGUGGCUUUUACUGUAAGCCUUCUCCAUGUAGGGGCUUCCCUUCAAGGAGUCGUAUCUACUAUUUCUGUGAGUCGGGAUAUGUCCUGCCGAAAGCCGUCCACCACUCCAACUGCCGCAAAGGCCGAUGGGAGCCCAGUAUCCCCACAUGCGUACCUAACACAGCUGGACAUGCUAAAUAUGAAGACAGAGUGACCAAUUCUAUCCCGAGUGUGGCUACUACUGCUGUGGGCGUUUCCAUCUUUCUUCUCACCACCACGGCCUGCAUGGUCAUCAAGUCCCGGCUCUACCCUUGCCAAUCUCGAAGCAGGCGAUCGUCUGAUCAGUUGGACUUGAUGGUGGAUGGCUUGCCUGUGUCUCUGCCCACCUAUGAAGAGGCGGUGUACGGAAGCUGGGGUCAGCGCAUCCCGCCCUUGCGCGGACCCACUCAGCUCCUGCUGGCCUCGUCAGAGAACAGCCCAUUAUCAUCUCUCAUCCAGUCAGCUUCCAGUAACUGCACAGACACUUCGAAUCAGAGCACAGAGGCGCCGCCACCUUAUGAGGACACACCCCCACGUUCUGUAGCUGGAGGAAAUGAAGGAGAAGCGCGGGCCUCGCACAUCGCACUUUCUAUUGAAAAGGACAACUAACUUUUGGGUGUGUGAGCUCACUCACCUUCAGCUUAUUGAUUGUUCGUUCUCUUGCCAUGCUUCAUACCUAUCGGUGUAGUUCGGUCGGCUUCAGAGGUUUUUUAGUUAAACAAUGUUUUUGGCACUUAUUUUAUUUGAAUGAAACCAUGCAGUUGAGAGGGGGUAGAUAUUUAGCAAACGAAUGACCGUGUGAGAUGUGCACAGUGAUAUUGAUUGUGUUGAUGUUUUCAGUGGUGCUGGAGACAUGUUUAUCGUUGCCCUCAGUGAGGGGAGUAGACCACAGUGGUCUCGUGGACUGUAAUAACAGACAUUAUCGUAGUGGACUGUGACUUUCUGUUGCAUGACUGCAACUAGGUGGUUGAGUAAAUGAAUGAAUGAAGGUGACUCCAGCAGAACUGGGGGAUUGGUGGUGUCUCCUCCACUUAUGCCACAAGUACAGAUUAUUUCAAAGACUAAAAGGGCUUGCCUAGGUGCUGAGCUGGGACUAAUUGCUCAUUUCUGGCCUGAGGGAAGCAUUUUCCCUUGGAUCUCAUCUUGGAUCCCUCAUUCUGUUUAUUGUUUCAUGUCUGCCUUGUCCAUUAAUUGGGACUGCUGCUGAGUGCUCUUAUUUAACAGGUGGAGUGUAGGAGAUAUAUGAUGCUUUGCACUGAGGUUCCCUUACUUACUUAUUACUUGCUUAUUAUUUACUGCAUUAGUAAACAUUAACCAGCUGUGAACUUCAACAUUAGUAAUGUUAACAUUUUAAUAAAGUAAGUUAAUACAUGUACUAAUUGAUGUUUGUUUAAAUUUUAAUGAAAUACACCCCACUGCCAAAUGAUUUAGUCCAUAAUUUUAAAAAAAUGUCAACGUAAACUGACAGAAAUUAGUUUACAGCAUUUUCCUAAAUGUUGAGAACUUGCAGAACUCUGUGACUUGCUUUUCAACCUCAGUUCUGAAUGUUCAGUUAAACACAAAUGUUAAUUAAGGUGCUAGUUAAUAAUGCUUAUUGUGGAUUUAAUCUGACUCAUUAAUAGUAAAUUAUAUGGCUUAUUUAAACAUCACUUAAUACAAGUGUUAGUUUCAUUAUUAAUGCUGAAGUUUAUGGCUUGUUCACAUUAACUAAUGUGUAAAAUAAUGUCAGUUACAGGAAGGUUAUAUAUAAAACACCUUCCUCCAAGCCAUGCUAUCUGUUCUCUGAUGCAGGUUAAUAGAAGAUGGUGUGUUUGAGAGCAUGUGCACAUUUGCAGUGAACUAUUGUUAUAACAGUCUCUUUUUUUUUUUUUAACAUUUGUAUAUAUAGCUUUUAGAUAUAACAUCAAGUGUGUAUAUAUUAUAUACACAUGCACACAGAGUACAUAUAUAAAUGGAUUAUAAAAUUGCUAAAUCUUUUUGAAUGGAAAAUGAUUAAAACUAGAUUUCAGAAAGACCCAUGUACUUCUCUUUGAGGUGUUAUUGAUUGACUUCUGAUAAAAUUGUGGGACUAAAUCAGAUUCAUGGUUCCUGCUAGUUUCAUGAGUAUGGUACAUCUAUCCCUGUUUCCCAUCUUACACUAAGAUAGCAUUCCUCUGAAUUAAAAAAAAGUAAAUUUAUAUCAUUUAUUACAGUACAUUUGUAUCAGUGAAGCAUAGAAAGUACAACAAGCUUUUUACUCUCUCGAUCUUUACUCUUUAUAAGAGCAUACAGUAGCCACUAUUGUUAAAAUUCAACUCCACUGAAACACAGGCCAUGUCUUCAAAGAACAGCAGUGUGAGGAAACAUUAUGAAAUUGGAAAAGAGGAGGGAAGUCUGAGUUCACUUUUUUUUU